AUCAUCUGGAAACGUCACAGCUGCCAGUAAUAUUCCAUCAGGCAGACUGCAGUGCUGUUACAGCCCUAACCCUGAUGCUUCUUGAAAAGCACGGAAGUCAUUUCUAAGCAAGGACGGAUCCUGAUUCACUCUGAAAUGGUGCAUGGGGUAUUUGAAGGCAGACAGAAGACCUAUCCCACCCAGAAGCAGUCUGAACUCUGCCACGCAUCAUCUUUCCUGUAUUCAUCUUGGAUUCUCAAUGCGGCUUUCUAGAAGAUGACCAUAGAGGACCUUCCAGACCCUUCCUCAGAAGGAGACUCUUUGAUUGGCAGAUACCAGUUUUUACUCCAAGGUUCUAAUACCUCCGUUACUUUUUCCGUUUCGGCAGCACCAAUGCCUUCAGACUGUGAAUUUUCCUUCUUUGAUCCUAAUGAUGCAUCAUGCCAGGAAAUACUUUUUAACCCCAAAACAUCAGUGCCUGAAUUAUUUGCCAUUUUAAGACAGUGGGUCCCCCAAGUCCAGCAAAAUAUCGACAUUAUUGGGAAUGAGAUUAUUAAAAGGGGAUGCAAUGUGAAUGACAGAGAUGGAUUGACGGACAUGACUCUUCUACAUUACACCUGCAAGUCUGGGGCUCAAGGCAUUGGUGAUGUUGAGACAGCUGUAAAAUUUGCCUCUCAUCUUAUUGAUCUGGGGGCAGAUGUCAGUUUGCGAAGCCGUUGGACAAAUAUGAAUGCUUUGCAUUAUGCUGCCUACUUUGAUGUCCCUGAACUUAUAAGGAUCAUUUUGAAAACUUCCAAACCAAAAGAUGUGGAUGCCACUUGCAGUGACUUUGAUUUUGGAACAGCUUUGCACAUUGCUGCAUUUAACCUGUGUUCAGGGGCUGUAAAGUGUUUGCUGGAACAUGAAGCAAAUCCUGCCUUUAGGAAUGACAAAGGGCAGAUCCCAGCUGACGUUGUUCCAGACCCAAUUGAUAUGCCUUUAGAGAUGGCAGAUGCAGCAGCAAGUGCUAAAGAAAUCAAGCAGAUGCUGUUGGAUGCUGUGCCUCUGUCAUGUGACAUCUCAAAAGCUAUGCUGCCGAGCUAUGAUCACAUCACUGGCAAAGCUAUGCUUACGUCCCUUGGCUUGAAGUUGGGUGAUCGGGUCAUCAUUGCAGGGCAGAAGAUGGGAACAUUAAGAUUUUGUGGCACAACUGAAUUUGCCAGUGGACAGUGGGCUGGCAUUGAGUUGGAUGAACCAGAAGGAAAGAAUAAUGGAAGUGUUGGAAAAGUCCAAUACUUUAAAUGCGCACCAAAAUAUGGUAUUUUUGCACCUCUUUCAAAGAUAAGUAAAGCUUCAAAUCCGAAGAAGAACAUAACAAGAACGUCUUCUACUCGAGCUAUUCCUCUCAUCAGGACCCAGAAGAUUGAUGUAACUCAUAUAACUUCAAAAGUAAAUACUGGAUUAAUGUCCUCCAAAAAGGAUGGCGUCUCUGAUUCUUCGCUUAUAUUGCCUCCUGAUGAAGGAAUGAAAAAUAUGACUAUGAAGGAAGCUACUCACCUUGGAUCUGUCAGCUCUUCCUCUUCUACAUCCUCCUUGGAUAACAAACAGACUCCUCUCAAGAAUUUGGCUGGUACCAGUAGUAAUAAGAAAGCAGUAAUUAAAAGCUCUUCCACUUCACCCAGAGCCAGUGCUACAGGUUUGAAUAUCUCUGGUAAAUUGGUAGGAAGUACACACGCCGAAGGAGAACUUCAGCUUGGAGACAGAGUCCUGGUGGUAGGCCAGAGGAUUGGCACUGUUAGAUUCUUCGGUACAACAAACUUUGCCCCAGGAUUUUGGUGUGGCAUUGAGUUGGAAAAACCUUAUGGCAAGAAUGAUGGCUCCGUUGGAGGAGUUCAGUACUUCAGUUGUUCUCCAAGAUAUGGAAUAUUUGCUCCUCCAUCCAGGGUAAAGAGACUUACAGAUUCCUUAGAUACUCUUGCAGGGGUUGCAUCAAGUAAGAGGAAUCGUUCUUUUCCUGGUUUUAGGCGAAGUUUCAGUACAACUUCUGCAUCUUCCCAAAAAGAAAUAAAUAGAAGAAACACUUUUGCCAGCUCCAAGAGCGGUUUGUUACGUCGGAGUUGGAGCAGCACUACUACUGGUGGCAUUGAAGGAACUGUGAAGCUCCAGGAAGGUUCCCAGGUCCUCCUGACCAGCUCCAACGAGAUGGGCAUCAUUAGGUACGUUGGCCCCGCUGACUUUGCACCGGGGAUAUGGCUUGGACUUGAACUCAGAAAUGCCAAAGGAAAAAAUGAUGGAUCAGUAGCCGACAAGCGCUAUUUCACCUGUAAGCCAAACCACGGAGUCUUAGUUCGGCCAAGCAGAGUAACGUAUCGUGGCAUCAAUGGGUCAAAGCUCGUGGAGGAUGAUUGUUGAACUAAAAAAAAACACAGAAAAACAACUCGCCAUCAACUGAACGAAGCCUAGUAUCCUGGAAAUAUAAGAAAUAAAACACUAAAGGCUCUCGCUUUAUUGUGGGUGGGAAACCAACUGCUUACUUUAUUUACUUGUAAUGUACAUUGUUUGUGAUAUACCUUUGACCUCAUAUGUCAUUGUAGCACUUUGAGGAUAACCUGGUAGGAAAAGGGUAUGAGCCUUGGGAACCAUACAUUUAAAAGCAAUUUCAAAGCUUAUUCAAGAGCUUCCUCAGUGUUAACGGUAGGCCCCAUUAAUGACUACCUAAUGUUCACUCAGCUUAGUUGGUUAUUUGCAUUGUACGCUAUUUAAACGGUUUUCCAUUUAACCAUUUAGUUAUCCAGCAUGUCCUUUAUUCCCAUUGCUUUCCAAACUUCGGGUAAGAUGAUGAUCAUAUUCCCUUCAACUGUAGCUGAGUUGGGGGAUUUUUUUAUACCUUUCUUAUCUUAGCAGUAAACAAGAAAAUCAGUGGCACAUUUUUAAGUACCUUUUGUGAAAUAAUUGAAUGUCUGAUUAUUCAGAGAAACACUAUUUGAGAUAGAUGGAAAAGAAUGUACUUUUCUUCAGUAUUGCAUUAGAACAGGGAAACUCUGCUGAUUAAGAGCAAAUUGAGUAUCUGUUUAGAAUUUGUUGGAGAAUUAUGCAUUUACCCUUUUUACUAAACACAUGUUUAGUAAAGAAAAAUCACACAUUAAGAAGCACUUUUCAAAACAUGUUGCACUUUCAUCUCUGUGGAGAUUCUCUCUCCUCUUCCAUUCCCCCCACCCAUUCCCCCCAUUACUUGAAGUCCAUUGCCUUCUGUUGCUGCUGGCUAUAAAGAACAUUUUAAUGCAUUUAAAAGCAAGGAGCAAAUUGGGAUGAAUUGGUUAGAUGGGGGGAAGGGGAAGGGGGUCUUAGCAAUCUACUUAAAUCUUGCGAAGAGAUAGCUGAAAGUAUGUAUAAUGUAUUCUUAUAUAAGUGCUUAGUACAGUGCUCUGCACAUAGUAAGCGCUCAAUAAAUACUAUUGAAUGAAUGAAUAUAUUCCCACAUGUAGGGCCCAGUCAUUUAUAUAAUGCAUUUUGUCCCUUUAUUUUAUUAUACUUAAAUUAGUUCUAGUUUUUGCUAAAGUUGUUUUAAAAUUUUAUCAAACUGUGGCAAAGCACAGGUAUAUGUAUUAGGCUAGUCACAUAUCAUACAAGAAGCAGCACUGUAAUUUAGAGUUUGUCUUAAGUUGAACAAAAAUGAAAAGAGUUUAUUUGUGUUAUGAAUUAAUAUUGCUGUUAAAGCGGCCCAAAUAUAUAUGUAUAAAAGACUUAUAUUUUAUUGUAGAUAAUCAGAUUUUAAAAUACCACAAAAAUAGCAGAAUAGCGGUUGCUUUAAAAGAUCAAGAUUAUCUUUCAGACUGAAACUGCCUUUGCACUUAAGAUAUUCAGAUGUUUUGCAGUGUAGUAUUUUUAAACUAAUCCUGCAGCUAUGGAAAAGUGGAAUUUUAGAUACUUAGAGCUAUUUUGGUGAAACCUCUUUACAAAACAAGGCUGUAAUAUACAUUGUCUUGUAAUAAUGGAAUAUUUUUACUGACAAGAGAAAAGAAUGUGUUAUCAUUUGAAUGUAAGGUUGUUUUAUUAUACAGUUUCUCUGCUAAAACUCAGUUGAUUUCUAUUUGAAGAUGCAGAUGCUUAUUGUUGCACUUAUCUUUUACAGUGGACACAAUACUUCUUCUCCACCUUAAAUGAGAGCACCGUAAACUGGAAUCUGCUUUAUUAAUGCUGUUUCUGAUUUUGUUUUUAGGGAAAUUGAUUUUACAGGUCACAGGCUAGUUGUUUUUUUUUCUUCCUGAUUCCUUUUCCUACUUCGAUUAUGUGACUAGAACAAGAACCCUAAAACUGCAUUACUGUAUUUGUGUGCAUAAGUAUAUCAAAAAUAUGUUUUUAAAAUCUUUACUUAUCACAUGACCACUUUUCCUGGAAAAGAAUUGCAGCUUCUUGAGCGUAAAUAAAAUGGGCAGCCAUUGUA
Messenger RNA from Ornithorhynchus anatinus (platypus), 4402 nucleotides. It is a transcript of the gene CLIP4, whose product is annotated as CAP-Gly domain containing linker protein family member 4. Gene Ontology annotation, molecular function: microtubule plus-end binding. Gene Ontology annotation, cellular component: cytoplasm; nucleus; microtubule plus-end. Lineage: Eukaryota; Metazoa; Chordata; Mammalia; Monotremata; Ornithorhynchidae. Gene Ontology annotation, biological process: cytoplasmic microtubule organization. The record is from RefSeq and is a predicted model, not a curated record. The transcript has 17 exons. Bases 256 to 2370 code for a protein of 704 amino acids.